CUGGUACUGGACUUUGACACCUAGGUUGCACUGAUCACCCACGUUCCUUAGUUUCCUUUUGCGCUCACAAGGGAAGUUAGAUUUCUUGCUUCAGAAACACCAACAGAAAAAACACAGGCACGUGAUGUAGGCUACAGUUCAUAUCUAUUUUUUACAGUCUCUGGUACAUUAUGCUGUUAGACAGCCUGCCUUUUGGUAGCGAAUAAACGUUUAACUUAAAUCGGUUAUUUCCCCAUAAAGUUUAAGUCGUACACCAUCGUCGAAAAAAUAAAAUGAAAUAAAAACACACAUUUACAUAGGCUUACAGUUGCCUACAGAUACCAACACUAUCAAUAUUAAUUCAAAUUCUGUUUCUCCCAGUCAGGAAUUCUCAAGUAACUGAUUGCAGUACCAAUUUUGAGUUAAUUUAACUCAAUUUAAGUCAUGUGGGUUACAAAUGAUACGAUCUGUGACAAGCUUUUUUAUUGACACAGCAACCAUAAAUAAGUCGUAUUUAUUCACAUUGUGUUGUUCAGCUAAUAAGAACAGUAUAUCCAGUAAAAUUUUUAAUGCAGUAAAGAUUUGUGAACUAGCCUACAUUUUAUCACUGCAUCCCGCCUCCUCUGCUUUGGUUAGCCUAAUUCAGUUCAGACCAAGGCGGUUGCCGAAGAAAAGAAACUGAAAGCUUUUCUCGGACUCGCUGGGCGCCUGUCGCAAACAAGAAUAGGCAAAGCGGGCAUCCUAAACGGCAGCAGAAAUGUCCCUCGACUUUUACGGCUGGGAGGUGACUUACGAUGACGACCAGCACCUACAGGCAGAACAAGUGCCCAAAUCGGGCAAGCUCUACACCAUGUAUCACGGCACUAAAGUACAGACUGCCCGUGACAUCAUAAAACAGGGAUUCCGCCAGUCUCCCGACGGCAUGCUGGGUCCGGGCGUGUAUAUCAGUCGCAACCAGAAGAAAGCUGAGCGCUAUCCUCUUCAUUCUUCCGUGAACGACCGGGUUGUUCUGAAGCUGCGUGUGGACACGGGAAAAGUUAAGCGCAUCGACACAGACAACCACCCAAUGCAGAAAACUUGGCACAGCCAGGGCUACGACACCGCCUGGGUCCCCCCGAACUGCGGCAUGCGGGCUGUACCCAGCGGCUUGGAGGAGGACUGCGUCUGGGACCCCAAUCGCAUUGAGGUGAUUGACAUCGCCCUGGCACCAAACACCACCAUUCUUGCCGAACUGAAAGGUCUCAUCGCCCAAGCAAAGAGCAAACCCGCCAACAACGGUCAGGGCUCGGGGGGAACGUGCCAGAUCUGCAAGAAGGCGACGUCCGCUCACGCCACGGAGAGGUGCUGGGGCUGUGGAGAAAACAUCUGCAUCUUCAUGAACAAACAUUUAUGCAAGUUCAGAAGCUGAGAGCUGGGGAAGAGUGUUGCAGAUACAAAUCAUUUCUUAUCCUUAAUGCUUCUAUUCUGAAUCAGGAAGAGUAACCUAUGUUAUUACAGUUUUAUCAGGUGAAACAAUUAGCUUCUCUCCUAUUUGUGAUAUAUAAACGAAAAUGUAAGGCCUUACAAUGAAGCCUAGCUUUAGGCUUUAUCUACUGCUUACCUCUGAAGGGCUGAUUUUUUUGAUUUACGAAUAUAUCACGUAAGUUGCCAAUUUGUCUUACUGCAAGAAAUUUGGUUAAAUAAACUGGUGAUCUCAGUAAUAGGCACUGCCAUCAGGAAAAACUGUCUAUUUUAUAAAAGCAGCCUGAAAUUCAACUGCCAAGCUGGUCACUGCUGGACUUAAUGUACUUUGUGUUUUUAAAAACUUGAAAACUUUAUUAUAGUUAAAUAAAAAAGGCUAUAAAAAAUGAGUUUGUCAUUUGUGAAGGCUAUAAAUAUGUACAAAUAAAUGUAGUUAGGUUUAUGAUUACAAAUUAAGAUCAAAUUAAGAAUGUAAUGCACACUGUAUAAAUGUGAGAGCAUAACUUUAAGGAAAACUGUUUUUGGAUAAAUUGGAAAAAGCCAGAGAGAUGAAAUGCUUUGUCUUAGUGAGGGUGAGACAUUCGUAAAAUUGCAAGACCAGACAGAUUCUCCAUAUAACUGAGCAGCACAUCUGUUUUAUAUAUUAUCUUUGUUUCUACAUGAGAAAAUAUGGAUGGAUUACAUACUCUAAGAUUGAUGGUCUCAUAUUUGCUCCUGUUGGAUUGUGGGAUAUUACUAAUGGCAAUGUGACUGGUUCCUUCGGAGGGCCCUUGAUUCUCUCAAAGGGACUGCUCGACAACUCUGGGAGUGCAUCCCAAUCGGUCUAUGGUCCCAAUACUGGCUUGCAUUGUAUUUAAUUUGUGGUCUGGUUAGGUCCCUAAUUAAUUGUGUGUUAUUUAGAUAGUGUACGAUGGUUAUCCUGAAUGUUUUAAUUGUUAUUGGGGAUAUUGCAUAUGCUUAUUGUUAAUGUACUAUGGUACAUUUUUAUGUAGUGUGGAACUGUCUUUAUGUCUUCUGUGUGGUGUAUAACAUUGAGGAAUACAUUGGAAAUAAGUAUUUUUAAUACUUUAAUGUGUUAUCCUCAGGAAAGACACUGCAUUUUACAGUUCUGUUUUAACUUUUUCCUCAAACUAAACUAAAC
Molecule: messenger RNA, 2581 nt
Organism: Anguilla rostrata (American eel)
Lineage: Eukaryota; Metazoa; Chordata; Actinopteri; Anguilliformes; Anguillidae
Gene: gig2p
Product: grass carp reovirus (GCRV)-induced gene 2p
Exons: 2
Coding region: 737-1387 (216 amino acids)
Cellular component (GO): cytoplasm
Molecular function (GO): NAD+ poly-ADP-ribosyltransferase activity
Source: RefSeq, a predicted model, not a curated record